Molecule: messenger RNA, 2506 nt
Organism: Zea mays
Lineage: Eukaryota; Viridiplantae; Streptophyta; Magnoliopsida; Poales; Poaceae
Exons: 1
Coding region: 1466-2095 (209 amino acids)
Source: RefSeq, a predicted model, not a curated record
GAGAUGGCAUGGUAUUUAUCUCUCAAAUCCAAUUGCUAGCUUGCUGGCAACAUACUUCUCAUUUAUACUUAGUCCAAACUAGAUGGUUCACGUGUUAAGUGUUAAUUGACGUAACAAACCAAGUCAAUAGUACAAGCUUCGUAAAAAUCACACUAAUAAGACACUUCAACAAGCCACAAUAUCACUAGAGUCGGUAUUUGUGAAUAUCCUGUGGGGAUGACCGCAAGAGCCUGUACAAUAUGGUGAUCAGAGUCGACAACAAUCACCAACACAGUUCAACGUUCUUUCGUUGUCUUUAAGCCGCCUAAGUGGUGACAACCACCAAUUGUAACAAGUAUCUCGUAGCUUAAUAUGAUUACUAGUGCUUACCAGAUACAACAACUCAAUGCAAAUCGGUAGAUAUCACUCUCAAUCUUACUUUGGAUGAAUCAUUAUCACAAAAAUUGAGUGAUAGAUGUUUUCUUGGGAUUACUAGGGUCUAUAUCAAGUUGAGAAGUCGGUACCCUUACACCGAACUCGAACAUGCUCUAUUUAUAAUGUCUCGAGAAGCAACUAGCAUUUGGUCCUUUACUAUGUAGAAAUCUAGGUCGUCGAACCGUUCGACUCCUUUAGUGCAACAACGAUCGAACUAUAGUUUGUAGAGCUUAUCGCCCUCCAUAAAGUGAACAUAGAGCAACUAGUGACGUUAAAUUAGUCCAAUGUCCCGUCCUUGAACCAAAACACAUGAUCCGGCGACCUUGUUCCUAAACAUACAGAAUGUCUAUCCCAACAACCUACAACAUCAAGUGCUUGGAUGUGACAUCUUACCAUUUAGGAGAGCAAAGCUCCGAGAGUAACACAUGUAACAACUAGAGAUUAUUUGACUUGGUCAAGUGCCUAAGAGUUGGACAACUCUCACAAGAUAUCUCAAGCUAUGUAAUGCCACUAAGGCCUGUUUGUUUGAGAUUAUAAUCUGUUCAGAUUAUAUAAUAUACCUUAUUUUGAACUAACAAUUCAAAAUAAGUUGCAUUAUAUAAUCUAUACAUAUUAUAAUUCCAAACAAAUGGGCUCUAAGGCUAGCUCACAAAGCUUGGCUCACUCUCUAAUCAAGAAAUAAUGUCUCUAAUCACCACGCUGCUUCUGUAGCACACAUCUCUGCCCCUUCCUUUGGUUGUAAAAGCAAAGCAGGAAGCUGCAACAAGUGAAAGCAAAUGUGCACUGCAAUGGGGGCGCCAAAGCUAAAGCCUGCCUAAAGGGAACGGCAAGCGAGUCGUUUGGAUUGGUUUGGUUGCCCAUCUCCCUCCCUCUAACCAACUCCAAACCAAAAGCUAGCGCAACGGGAAAAUAAAAGAAACUCACUUCCGUCCGGUCCGGUCCGGUCCGUUCCGUUGCGGUGGGCGAUUCGCAUUCGCAUCGCAUCCCAGGCAGCGAAACGGGAACGGCAAGCCACCGCCUCAAACGCCUAGUCCACUCCAAGCCCCAGUCGAUGAGACGCCUCGAGGUCGCCGCGCUCGCCCUCCUCGUCGCCGGCGCCGCGGCCGCCGCUCUCGUCCUCCUCCUCGCCGUCUGCCGACAGGGGGGCAGCAUUGGCAAGCGGCCCGCGGCGCCCGAGCUGCCGGUCUCGACGCACCGCGCGCCCACAGCCGCCACCAAGAAGGGCUGGCGCCGCCGCCACCACCACCUCGCCCUCCUCCUCCUGCUGCUCUGCUCGGGCCGCCGCCGCCGCCGCGCGCGCGUGGAGGUGGAUCCGGGCUGCCGAACUCCGUCCCCGUACGCCGGCGACGCGCCAUCGUCCUCCACGGCGGUGCUGGAGGAGGAGGAGGUGGUGGCGGCGUGGCGGGAGCGGUGGAUCGGCGGCCCCGCCUUGCGGGCGCUCUACACCAUCUACGAAGAGGCGGACGAGGAGGCCGCAGGCGACGGCGAAGGCAUGGACGGCGACGCGCGGGAGACGGAGACGCCGUUCUACACGCCGCCGGCGUCGCCGCCGCGCGCGGGCGGCGACGGUGGGAGCAACGGAGCCGUUCCGACCCAACCCACCGACGGCGCCGCCGCCCCCAUCGUCCCAGCGCACGCGGACACAGAAGACGUAGCUGACGCCACAUUAGAUGGUAGGUAGGUGACGGCGUGACGCCCGCCAUUAGCACGUAAGCGACGCAUGGUAGCAUGCAGGUAAUCUUUUUUUUUUCUCUCGAUUAGUCGAUUGAGAGAUUAAUACAGUGAGUGACCGAGAUGCAUGCCAUCAGGACAAUGCAUCCUCCUACCUAUGCCAUUGCCAUCGUUGCUAUUCUGUUCACAAUCGAAAUGCAGCCAACAGAAUUAACAAUCAAGCAUGCAUUGCCGUGUAGGCAGUAGCUAAUUAAUAAGUGUAUUUACUCCACUUUGCUAGCCUAAUAGACGACCUAGUCUUUGUUGACCAGCAGGACUUUUGCUUUCACAGAUUUAAUCCUAGCUCCCUCUUUUUCACUUGAGAGCUGUAUGUAUGGCUCAUGGUGCAAAAAUGGAGGUUUCCCGGUGAGCAGGGAGCUCA